This is a messenger RNA of Mycena indigotica, 2472 nucleotides long. Its product is annotated as Coatomer protein. The transcript has 10 exons. The record is from RefSeq and is a predicted model, not a curated record. Gene Ontology annotation, biological process: retrograde vesicle-mediated transport, Golgi to endoplasmic reticulum; intra-Golgi vesicle-mediated transport; intracellular protein transport. Gene Ontology annotation, molecular function: structural molecule activity; protein binding. The coding region runs from base 28 to 2472 and encodes 814 amino acids. Lineage: Eukaryota; Fungi; Basidiomycota; Agaricomycetes; Agaricales; Mycenaceae. Gene Ontology annotation, cellular component: COPI vesicle coat.
CACAAUUUGCCGCUCGACCACGACACCAUGCUUUUUGAAGUGAACCGGAAACUGUUCAGUCGGUCAGAGAGGGUAAAGGGUGUUGACUUUCAUCCCACCGAGCCUUGGCUUCUCGCUGGUCUUUACAACGGCACUGUCAAUAUCUACAACCACGAGACCGGUGCAAUCGUCAAGACAUUCGAGGUUUCGGAGGUCCCCGUUCGUUGCUGCAAGUUUAUUGCGCGCAAAAACUGGUUCGUCGCUGGCUCCGACGACUUCCAACUUCGCGUUUUCAAUUACAACACCCAUGAAAAAGUUGCCUCAUUCGAAGCACACCCCGACUACAUCAGAUGUCUCGCAGUACAUCCUACCGCCCCCAUCGUCAUCACGGGUAGCGACGAUAUGACGUUGAAGGCUUGGGAUUGGGAUAAGGGCUGGAAAAACAUUCAGGUCUAUGAAGGACACUCGCACUUCAUCAUGAACAUAUGCUUCAACCCCAAAGACUCCAACACCUUCGCCACCGCUUGUUUGGACCGCACGGUCAAAAUGUGGAGUAUCAGCUCAUCCACUGCCAACUUCACCAUGGAUGCACACGAGAAGGGUGUCAACUCGGUCGACUUUUAUACCGGGAGCGACAAACCUUACCUUGUCACAACCGGCGAUGACAAAACUGUUAAGGUUUGGGACUAUCUCAGCAAGAGUUGCGUCCAAACGAUGGAGGGACACACCAACAACGUGUCUUUUGCUGUCUUUCACCCCAAUCUCCCCUUGAUCAUCAGUGGUAGCGAGGAUGGGACUGUGAAGAUUUGGAACAGUGGGGCAUAUCGCAUAGAAAACACACUAAGCUAUGCACUGGAGCGCGCUUGGUGCAUUGCCUUGCGGAAAGGUUCCAACGAUGUGGCUUUUGGUUUCGAUGAGGGUGUUGUUGUCAUCAAGCUUGGCCGCGACGAACCUGCCUACAGCAUGGAUGCUUCUGGCAAGCUGAUCUACACCCGCAACCAAGAAGUCCUUUCGGGCAAUAUCCAAACGAUCGAAACUUCCGCGGCUGAGGCUGCUGACGGUUCUCGACUCCGUUUAUCAUGCAAAGAAAUCGGUCACACAGAAAUUUACGCCUCGUCAAUUAUCCACUCUCCGAACGGUCGAUUCGUCACUGUUGUGGGGGACGGUGAAUAUAUCACUUACACGGCGCUCGCCUGGAGAAAUAAGUCAUUUGGCAAUGGCAUGUCAUUCGCCUGGGGACCGGAUUCGAAUACCUACGCCGUUCUAGAAAGCAAACUCAAGAUCAAGGUCUACAAGAAUUUCAAGGAGCGUGCGUACGGAGUGAAAGGAGGGGCUGGUUGGGCAGUUGACAGCUUGUAUGGAGGACCAAUUCUUGGCGCUUGUGGUGCUGGAUUCAUCGUGUUUUGGGACUGGGACACGGGCGAACUCGUCCGCCGGAUUGAAGUAGACGCCAAGAGUCUCUACUGGUCAGGCACAGGACAGCUGCUUGCGAUUUGCGCCGAAGACUGCUUCUAUAUCCUGCGAUUCCACCGCGAAGAAUAUGACAAUGCCCUCACAUCCGGUGAAACUAUUUCUGAAGAAGGUGUUGAGAUGUCCUUUGAGGUCGUCAUAGAUGUUUCCGAUAUCGUCAAGACUGCUAAAUGGAUAGGCGACUGCUUCAUCUACACGACCACUACCAACCGAGUGGCCUACUUUGUUGGUACUUCGUCUUAUAGCAUCAGUCCUUUUGAUACGCCACUAUAUUUGCUGGGUUAUAUGCCUGCCCACAGUCGUGUCUAUCUGGCAGACAAAGAUAUGAACAUUUACAGUUACGGUUUAUCGUUAGCCAUGGUCGAAUACCAGACAGCGGUUAUGCGACACGACAUGGAAGCUGCCGCUGAGAUUUUGCCAACACUUCCAAAAGAUCAGCUCAACAAAGUUGCGCGUUUCUUAGAAGGCAGAGGUCUGAAGGAGCUUGCUCUGACUAUUUCAACGGAUCCAGACCACAAGUUCGAUCUGGCGCUCCAACUAGACGACCUCGAUGUCGCCGUAGAAAUAGCAAGGUCAGUUCCAGCGCUCGAGGCGGAACUCAAAUGGAAGUCUCUCGGAGAUCGUGCCUUGACGGCUUGGAGGUUUGACUUAGCGAGGGAAUGCUUCGAGAAGGGGAACGAUCUCAGCGCACUGAUGCUCCUUUUGCUGUCGACCGGAGACAGAGAAGGACUAGCCGCGUUAUCUUCGAAAGCAGUUGAGAAGGGGCAGAACAAUCUUGCAUUCACUAGUCUAUUGCAAUUGGGAGACGCCAACGCUUGUGUUGAUCUGCUCAUCAAGACACAACGGGCGCCGGAAGCCGCGCUGUUUGCUCGGACUUACGCUCCAGGAGAGAUCGGCAAGGCGGUUGAUGCAUGGCAUUUUGAACUGGAGGCGAAGAAGCGGCCAAAGAUUGCUGCGACGGUGGCACACCCCCAAAAGAACGGAGAGCUUUUUGAAGAGAGUGCCCUUGUCGAUGUACAGUAG